Molecule: messenger RNA, 327 nt
Organism: Lichtheimia ornata
Lineage: Eukaryota; Fungi; Mucoromycota; Mucoromycetes; Mucorales; Lichtheimiaceae
Exons: 3
Coding region: 1-327 (108 amino acids)
Cellular component (GO): nucleolus
Source: RefSeq, a predicted model, not a curated record
AUGUCGGUCUAUGACAAUGUGAGCAAAGGGUCCCUCAAAUUCAAAGGAGGCGAUGGGCCAUCUAUCAAGAAAAAGAAAAAGAAAUCCAAAAAGGACAAGGAAAAGCUCACCCGUGCGAUCACGGAAGAAGGAGAAUCACCUCAAAGAGUGCAUAUGAUUGAAAAGACCGAGGCAGAAAAGAAGUUUGAGGAAACGCAACGGAAACGGCAAAUGGAGCGCAUAGCUAAGGCUGCAGCCAAGUCCCACAAGGAAAAGGUUUCCGAGUUUAACAACAAGUUAGAACAGCUUAGCGAGCAUUACGACAUCCCCAAGGUCGGUCCUGGCUAA